GGGGUACUCGUAGUGAAAAAAGGCUGUUCUUUUGAGAAAAACGUGAACAUAAUUUAAACCCUCGAAUUGACGGCAAGUUAUACCAGCUUAUCUAAUUGGACUGAACGUAAAUCGAUUCAGUCCAACUUUCCGACAGUCGGGUACUUACGAAUGUGGAAAUAAACACUCACCAUGUGCUGUGGUUGUAAUUGCUCCAACACUGUCAAGCGGAUCCUGCUUUUCGCUGGCGUGUUGGUGAUCUUCGCUUUGGCUGCUUUCUUCGGGUUCGGAUGGCCAGCAAUAAUAGAUUCAGUAGCGCGACAAGAAUUCGUGCUGGAGCCAGGGGCGAGAGUUUACGAUAACUGGCUAUCCUCAGAUGUGCCUAUGUACUUCGACAUGUAUUUCUGGGAUUGGACGAAUCCGGAGGAUAUCACAAACCCUAAUGUUCAACCACACUUCGUUCAACGUGGUCCGUAUGUCUUCCUGGAGGUUCAGGAGAGAGGAGAUGUGCGUUUCAAUGACGAUCACACUAUUACCUUCAAGCAGAAGCGAACCUGGCGCUACAUUCCCGAACAAUCAAACGGAGAUUUCCUUAAUGAUAGAGUAACGACUCCUCAUACAAUGCUUUUGACGGUUGGUAAAUUGGUCGAAGGCAAUACAAUGCUACAGUUCAUGGUUAACGGCAUGAUUGCGCAGAAUAAUCUGCUCGAUGGCAUCACAUACAAGAACGUACUCGUGAAGGAUAUCUUUUUUGAUGGCGCAGAGGACAAACUACUUGCAGCGCUGCAAACACUGUUGGCGGAAGUGCCAGAUUUAAUCGAAGGAGUGGAGUUACCUGCAUGGGAUGGGUUCGGUUAUUUUGUUGAAAGGAACACAAGUUUCGAACAUGACGGUAUUUUUCGAAUGAAUACCGGUACAGAUGAUUGGUCGAGAACAGGACAUAUGAGAACAUGGAAUAACGAGUCGUCAGUGCCAUAUUUCCGCGAACGGUGUGGACAAGUGCGUGGUUCUGCAGGCCAAGUGAACGCGCCGAUGACAAAUGCUCAAUUUCAUAACCCAGGAGACUUUGUAUUAUUCAUAACAGAUGUAUGCAGCGCAAUUAGUUUGAGACAUGAAGGUGAUUUUACUCUGAAUGACCUGCAAGGUAAAUUAUGGGUGGGCGAUCGUCGCGUUUUUGACAACGGCAAUAAUUUUGCCGAAACAGAGUGCCAAUGUACUGCUCCCGUGGAAGAGUGCCCUGCGCUGAAGCCUGGUCUUAUGGACGUUUCGGGCUGUAACUUUGGUGCACCAAUGUUGGUGAGUUUCCCGCACUUCUAUCUAGCAGAUCCUAGCUAUCUGCUAGCAGUAUCUGGCAUGAGCCCCAAACGACAAUCACAUGAGUUUCGUUACGCAUUGCAUCCUUUCUCCGGCACUCCAUUAACUGUCAAUGGGAGACUACAAUUUAAUGUCCAUUUAAGAGAUUAUGGACUAGACCUAACCAAGGAUGUUCCUGAUGUUGUGAUGCCUGUCUUCUGGGUAGAACAAAGAGUAGUUCUCACUCAAGAUAUUAUAGAUGAUUUAUUGUUCAUUGAAAGAUUACGAAAUGGUGGAAUUUACACCGGGUUUGCGCUUUUUGGUGUUGGAAUCCUGUCGAUGGGACUGGCGAUUUACGUCGCAUUUUUCGUGUGGAAAGACUGAUUCUAGAGUGGCGAUAUUAUCGUGGUAUAUCGUUGUAUACGGCGUACAGAAAGAA
Messenger RNA from Toxorhynchites rutilus septentrionalis, 1711 nucleotides. RefSeq names its product protein croquemort-like. Gene Ontology annotation, cellular component: membrane; cytoplasm. Lineage: Eukaryota; Metazoa; Arthropoda; Insecta; Diptera; Culicidae. The record is from RefSeq and is a predicted model, not a curated record. The transcript has 6 exons. Gene Ontology annotation, molecular function: scavenger receptor activity. The coding region runs from base 172 to 1656 and encodes 494 amino acids.